GUAACAUUUCGCAAUCAUAGAUAUUGAAUGUCGCUAUUCGUAGGAAAUGUUUCGUCGAGUGUUUCUAAACGGGAACUACAGGACUUGUUUGAAAAAUAUGGAAAGUGUCGGAUAGACUUGAAAAGAGGGUUUAUGUUUGUAGACUACGACGAAGAAGCUGAAGCAAAGGAUGCGUUGGAGUCUUUACAAGGAAAGGUAAGGGAGUGGGUUUCCUUAUUGUAUACCUCUGUGUCUCUUUCUGGUAGCCUUUUCUAUCGACAAAGGUGGACGAGGGAUGGGAAAGGAAUACCUCGUUAUCAAGUAGGAGGCUUAAAAAUCAAUGUUGAGUGGUCGAGAAGAUAUAAGUAUGGAGGUAGAGGAGGAUUGAGAGGCAGAGGGGGAUUUCGAGGAAGACCACCGAGACGUCGAUAUUAUAGAAGCCGUAGUCGUUCGAGUUCGAGGGAUAGAAGAUAUCGAAGAAGGUAUAGUUAUUCUUCUGGUUCUAGUGUCUCAUCUCCUCGGAGACGACAUCACCGCCGACACUCAUAUUCUCCUUCUUCUUCUAUGUCUCGUUCGGAUUCAUAUUAUUCUGGCGAUUCUAGAGACUACUCUUCGGAUUCAAGAUCAUAUCAUAGUACGAGUCGUUCGCCUGCUUCAUCCCGUUCUUCUCGCAGGAGAAAGCGCAGUUAUUCACCAAGUCGUUCUAGAAGUUAUUCUGAUGCUUCCCGCUCACCACCUCGUCAUCGAAGGAGAAGAAGAAGGAGUCCGAGUUAUUCCCGUUCGCGCUCGAGAUCACGUUCCUAUUCUCGUUCCGUUUCAUAUUCUCGUUCACCCUCAUAUUCCAGGUCACCUUCUCAUUCACGUUCAAGAUCUCCUUCUAGGUCAGCAUCACAUUCUUCGCGGAGCUAUAGUCGUUCUCCUGUAGAAAGAAAGAGGGUCAAAGAGGAAAGCAAUUCUCCCAGACCACAAGAUGUGGAAGAAAUGCGUUCGACGAAGGAUAUUAGUGAGCAGGAGUUGCACGAGUCGAAAUCAAUAGGAGAACAUGAAGAAUCAUCUCCAACACAAGACAAGUUGGAAGAAGGUAAUCAUGAUGCAUCGAUUGAAAAUGAACAAGCAACAGAAACCAAUGAAGAGGAAUCGCCUUCUGCUCAAGACCAUAACACAACAUCAGCUAGCCAAAGUAACGAGGAUGAUUUGUAUAAAAUGACGGUGAAAGAGUUGAAAGCAGAGUUGAAGAAGCAUGGAAUAGAUGACCCUAAGUUGAAGUUGAAAAAGGACUUGGUGGAACGUUUAUCACAAGAGAUGGAAAACAAUUGAGUUGAAUAUUUCUUAUGUCUAGUAAAAGAGAGAUGACGACUAGAGUGGUGGUGGUUGGUUUGUUGUUUUUUUUGUUUUCUUUUUAUAUAAAGAAAAACUCGUUUCAAAGAUUGGAAAGAACAAUGAAGAAUAAUGAUACGAC
This is a messenger RNA of Galdieria sulphuraria, 1438 nucleotides long. Its product is annotated as splice factor, putative isoform 2. The record is from RefSeq and is a predicted model, not a curated record. NCBI's taxonomy places the organism in Eukaryota, Rhodophyta, Bangiophyceae, Galdieriales, Galdieriaceae. Gene Ontology annotation, molecular function: RNA binding. The transcript has 4 exons. Bases 28 to 1296 code for a protein of 422 amino acids.